AUGUCGUGGAUUGUAACCGAAGUCCGCCAGUCGCUGCGCACUAACGUCGCCCCGGACGAUGAUGUCCCUCGAACGGCCAUCACUUUGCAUGGCGAUGAUGAAGAAUCAUUCCUUCCAGAGAACCUAGGAGUCACUGGUCGCGAGCCCAACACAAAUCCACCAAACUGGCCCGCAGACCACCGCCGAGUCCCAGCACAUCGCUUCCCUAUCUUAAACCCCAACUGGACAGCCAUCGCUGGGCCGCUGCCGAUGCGCAUCUUGCUGUGGGACAUGUUUGUGGGCUGCCAGCUUCUUCAGUGGGGCUACUCUUUUCUGCGAAUGACAGGCUUGCAUGACCGCGGCUUGUGCAUGUAUAAGGUUGCGAAUGAGUGGUGA
Exserohilum turcica Et28A is the source of this 375-nucleotide messenger RNA. RefSeq lists its product as uncharacterized. Lineage: Eukaryota; Fungi; Ascomycota; Dothideomycetes; Pleosporales; Pleosporaceae. The transcript is spliced from 2 exons. Bases 1 to 375 code for a protein of 124 amino acids. The record is from RefSeq and is a predicted model, not a curated record.